GUCACUCGGGAUGACAGACGUCUGUUGACAUCACGUCUGCGGAGGACGUGACCUCGGACACAUCGCUCUGGGACGACGACUUCACACGUCCGGCCGACUCCUCUCCGACUUCUUAAGUCCGUCCCGGAGGGUAAUGGUGAGAAGAACUCCUGAGGACACGUCACGCCUCUGACCCACUUAUCGGUCUUUACCCGCUGAGGCAGAGAGCUUUGGACCGGUCGUUUUCUUUGCUCCAUGGUCCAUCCCAGAACUGUUUCUUGGAUCAGUCACUUCCUGCCCGAUUAAUGCUCUAAAAAUAGCAUCGCCUGAGGGUGGUGGGCUUUCAAUUUCCCUGAAAAUAGCUCCGAGUGAUAUCAAAGCGUGCGCCUCAGAUACCUGUCCUACAUUUCCCAGAGCCUGACGAAAGUGCACAUCCUAAGUCCGUAGCUCAUGAACAACUUCCCUUCCUUCUCCUCGCCGCCCCUAAAAGCACCAACCAUCCAGCCGGUGUGCAAACCCUGCCUCCGGGCCCCGUGGAGGAUGAGCGAUGGGCCCACACUCGACUACGAGUUGCUGCUGUCCCCGGCCGGCUCCUCCUUCCUCCCCGGCGGCGGUGGCGGCGGCGGCGGCGGCAGCAGCAGCAGCAACCCGCCCCUGGCCUCGGUCGGGGUGGACAGCGAGCAGUGCACCGCCUUGGCCUUCGUGGGCCUCCUUAUGCUCUUCCUGGUCUUCCUGCUGGUCAGGUGCUUCAGGAUCCUGCUGGACCCCUACAGUCGCAUGCCCGCAUCAUCCUGGACUGACCACAAGGAGGGGCUGGAGAGGGGUCAGUUCGAUUACGCCCUGGUGUGAAGGCGGGGUGGCUCCGACAAGGGUGACUGGGCGCGCCGACCCCGUCUUGACGAUGACGCGUUAGUCCGUGGAGACCGGCAGGAACACAACAAGCCAAAAUAACGAAGCGGCCUUAAAUCUGACCUGCUGGACGAGCACACAACAUGAUCGCAAAAUCAACUUUCCAUCACAUGGGCCCGCAGGUAAGCCGGAACCGACGCCGGCCGGCGGACUUGGAGCGAUACGCAGUCCGAAGUCCGACACCAGUAAAAAGUCAAUGUCUCCGUUAAAACCGCAUACUUAAUUGUGGAUCGUGUGAAAGCAUUAACCGCUUGAUUGGAAUUUAAAACCACAACCUUCAUUUCUGAUGCUAAUGAGACUUCAAAUACUCAAACAAAACUGCCGUUUCUUAGUCGUAAAAAUGUACUAUUGUGCCGUUACGGUUUUUUGUUUAUUUUAAAUACAUUUUUCUGACUAGGGAUGUCAUUCAGGACCUUGUCAAAAAACUCCCUUUCCCUUUAAUUACAUAUUCAUAACCACCCCCCCCUCUCUAAAAUUUUCCCAAACGUUUAUGCUGCACAUUUUGACUCAAGACUCAAGGCCUGGGGGCCACAUUUGGUCCGCCACAUCCUUUUUCUACGGCCCCGUGAAAGCCUUUAAACACCAUGCGUCAAUAAACUACUUUAUUUUAUUGUUUUUACUGAAUCUAUUUCUUCUUUCCAUUUUAAUAAACAAAAACACAGAGACUGCAUACAAUUGCAAUAUCCUUUACACUUAAAUAUGAUCUAAUAAUGCAACAAAUAUAACAUAUCAUCGGCGGUCACCCGAACGAGUAUGACGAUCCUCCUGGUAGGGGGGUAUCCCUUUAUGGGUCAGGGUCCGGUGGCAUGGAGUCCAAGAUGAUGAGGACCCUUUUCUGCUGCAGCCUUCUUCUGCCAUCGCAGCCAUUGUGGUAGUUCUAAGAUCUACCGCCUUUACCUUGUAUAUAGAUGUAUGGAUAUAUGUAUAUAUCUAUAUAUAUAUUCAGGGGUAGGGAACCUAUGGCUCGGGAGCCAGAUGUGGCUCUUUUGGUGACUGCAACUGGCUCUCGGAUAAAUCUGAGCUGACAUUGUUUGACACGAUAAGUAAUGAAUAAAAACAUGCCCAUGCAUUUGAAUCCAUCCAUCCUUUUUCUACCGCACUUGUUCAAAAAGUUGCAUUAAAGGUAAGAAGUAAUUUAUUUAUCAUUGGUUAGCGUAGGACUUGCCCCUCCUGGGGGUUUCUUCAGACUACUAAGCACCGACAUGAGAGCCUGUUUCAGGGUUACGAUAUUGUUUUAUUUUUCAAUAAGUCUCUCGGUUGCUUUCCAACGAAUUGUCUUUUUCUCUCUCGUUCUCGCUCGCGCUCUGGCUCCAGCCCCAACCCCGUCUCUCCUCCUGGCCUGCUGCUUAUAAAAACAGCGACAGGUGAUUAGAUAACAAUUUACGCACCUGUCGCUGAUUUCGAGGCUAAUCCUGGCAACACCCCGCUUCGCUGCAGGCCCGCAGGCCACACCCCCUCCACCAGUUAGCUUCAGAAUAACAAUGUUAUUACGAAGAAUACGAGACUUAUUACACUCUAGAAAUGUUGAUUCUACUUAAAAAUGCACACGUUUAGUUCUUUUCACUGUUAAAAAAACAUUAUAUGGCUCUUAGAGAAAUACAUUUUAAAAUAUUUCGCUUCUUGGCUCUCUCCGCCAAAAAGGUUCCCGACCCCUGAUAUAUAUGAUAUUUUUUCACUUUAAAUUUAUUUCUCGGCAAUAAAAAAACUCCAAUUUAUUGUUGAAAAUCGAUCAGUCGCCCAGACCGACAACACGCAAACUUAUUUAAAGAAGCCAUGAUGGAUGUAAACAAUCCGAAGCUAGCCUAGCGAUGGGAAAUAAAUAUUUAUUGUUCUCGAGCUGCUGCACGUCCGCUUCUUUCGCACGCUUUGAAAAAGUGCCGAUGACCAGGUCUACAUUUGAAUACAGACGACCCCCUUUAAGUAGCGACUUAAGUAGUUUGUGUCUCCUGGUCUUUGUGCGUCUAGAACUGGACAAGCCAUAUAUAUAUACAGUAGAUAUAAAUAAAGGAGAUAUAAUCUACUACUGCAACGGUUCUUUCUUGCAAUUGUCUUGCCCGCCGCCACGUGUGCUGACCAAGCAGACGCCACCUUUCGGAAAGGAAAUGUUACUUUAUUUUUCUAUUCUGGACUCCAUUUUUAGGGAAGUCUUCUCUUUGCUAUUUUGUCCAAAUGUAGAAGUGGUGUGAAGUGGUCUUUGAGGGAUGCUUUUUCUUUCCGUUUUCUAACGCCGUCUUUUUCCGACGACUUGCUUCUGGUUUUGAUACACUCUUGUCGCUGGAAAAUAAAAAA
Nerophis ophidion (straightnose pipefish) is the source of this 3177-nucleotide messenger RNA. RefSeq names its product cortexin-1. The transcript has a single exon. Bases 430 to 828 code for a protein of 132 amino acids. The record is from RefSeq and is a predicted model, not a curated record. NCBI's taxonomy places the organism in Eukaryota, Metazoa, Chordata, Actinopteri, Syngnathiformes, Syngnathidae.